This is a messenger RNA of Columba livia (rock pigeon), 3618 nucleotides long. It is a transcript of the gene OAF, whose product is annotated as out at first homolog. The transcript is spliced from 4 exons. The coding region runs from base 1618 to 2274 and encodes 218 amino acids. Lineage: Eukaryota; Metazoa; Chordata; Aves; Columbiformes; Columbidae. The record is from RefSeq and is a predicted model, not a curated record.
GAGUUCCCAGGGAUGCUCUGCUUUCCCCGAGGAGGACGUGUGCGCUGGAACCCGCGCUCCUCUCCUGGUCCCUCGGCCACGAAGGGAGUAGCGGUGGGAAAGCCCGCAAUGUGUUUUGCGCGUCCCGUGUCCCACGGUGAUUCCCGGCUGAGCUGCAGAUCAAAGAUUGCAGCAUGAGAACUCUGGCCCUUUACACCUUACGGGUCGGCAGAUGGGCUUAGCGAGAGGAUCGGGUCAGAAAUCCAGUGUAUGUGUUUUGUGGGAUUCUUUGGAGCAUGCCAGGCUUGGCUGGCUGCAGCAAACUUUCUAUUGCCCAGGAAAGAGCUGUUUGCUGGUGUAUGGAUGGCACGGCUGUCGGAGUGGCACGGCAGUGUUAUCUUGUUACAACCCUCCAUUCAGGUUGUUUGCUCAGGUGGACUUUGGUUUGUGGCAGGAGAAAGCUCAAAACUAUGGGAUAGGAAGGUGUUGUGUCCCAACUUGUUGUGAACCUUGGAGCCUUCUGCCAGGGAUUGUUCUGGUGCCUGUUCCCCUUUUCGCUGUGCUCUUUGGUCCCUGUGUCCUUUCAAGCCUUUCAAAUGGUCUUCUUCCAUCUGGAGGAUGCAGGGUCAAGCCUACGUCUUCCUGAGACGCUAGCAGAAGCCAUGGUGAUUUUGGAUGUGAUGGUAUGCACGGUGUACUCCAGCACACAUGCGAGGAAGUAGUCCCAUUUAAAAAACAAAACAAAAAACCAACAACUAAGAAGCCACAGCAUGCCAGGGAAGUUGAGGGAGGGCUCUUAAGCCUGCAGUUUGCAAACUUGCAUACCAACAGUGUUUUCCAGGCCAAGGGAAAUCCAACCUCAUUACAGAACUUGUAGGUAGGCCCUUUGGGAACCUAGAAUGUGACCUGGGGACUUCAGAGUCCCGAGCUGUUGACUGUUCCAGUAUUUUUCACUCUCAGCUCUUCCUGAGGGGAGUUUGCUCUCAAAUAUCAUCUACAAACCCAACAGAGUGUUACGUUAGCUUUUUUCUCACGCUCUUCCUUAUGAUAGUUGAGCUGCUUUUGGGGGCAGGUUCUCUAAAGGUGUCUUCAGUUUUUUAAAUCCUUAGCUCCAUGCAUCCCCUUAGCUCCUGCUCCUGGAAGGCUUUGUAUGCAUCAGGCUUGCAGAAGUCCAUUCCCAACAUUCAGUUUUACAGCAGCUGGGUACUGGCUCUCUGUUUUAUGGCUUUGCUGGAAAAUAGCUGAAGAGAGCUGAGGAGAUGAAUUUGCAGUACAGUAAGUAAUGAUGUGAGCAGGCAGCUGCCUGGCCAGGCUUCCCCUUCUGCCCCGUUCUGGCUGCACGCAGGCAUUUCCCCGUUCUGCUCUGGUGCUCAUCCCUCUAACAUUGCACAACUUCUCUCUAGAGAGGAGGUCUCGAGGCUCUCAGCCUUGCUGAAAGCAGCUGGGGUUGUUGAUCUGGCUCUCCCAAGCUAGAUUGUGUGCUCAUGCAUAGCCAGAGUGCUGGGGUUUUGCACAAAUGAUUUUUCCACUUCUCUGGCUUAAACUGCAGGGGGUUAGUCCAAAGGUGGAUUUUUUCUUUCCUGAUGAGGAGUUGCUGCUAGACCAGGGGCUGGAGAAGAAAGGAUUUGUAAAGAGACCAUGGUUCGUUUCUGCCGCUGCUGGAUGCUGGGUGGGACCGGAGCAGUGGUUGGGUCUUCUGCAGAGGAGGUGAAGAUCUUCCGUGCCUUAAUCUUAGGGGAACUGGAGAGGGGCCAGAGCCAGUUCCAAGCGCUCUGCUUCGUCACACGGCUUCACCGCAAUGAGAUCAUCCCCAGCGAGUCUAUGGCAAAGCUGCGGCAGAAAAAUCCCAGGACGGUGCGGCAGGCUGAGGAGGUGCGGGGCCUGGAGCAUCUCAGCAUGGAUGUAGCUGUCAACUUCAGCAAGGGGGCCCAGCUGAGCUCUCACAUCCACAACGUCUGUGCAGAAGCCAAAGAAGCAAUUUACACCCGGGAAGAAGAUGUCAAAUUUUGGUUGGAAAAAGGGGUCGAUGGCUCCAUGUUCGAGGUCUUGCCGCAGACAUCUGAUCUCCCUGACCUGCAGCGCUGCAAGCUGUGUGCGGACCGCUGGAAACCCUGCAUCUGCAGCUACUCGCUGAGCAUCGAGUGGUACCCGUGCAUGCUGAAGUACUGCAAGAGCCGCGAUGCUGCGGGCAAGGUUUCUUCUUACAAAUGUGGCAUCCGCAGCUGCCAGAAGGGCUACACCUUUGAUUACUAUGUGCCACAGAAGCAGCUGUGUCUCUGGGAUGAGGAGACCUAGCUUAGCCAGGCCAGGCCUUUCAAGGGGCGGCUCAUCUGCCUCUUGCCACCAUUUACGAUGCUAAGGGCCUCCUGGAGCCGGCUGCUCCAAAGAAGGAACACAGUUCACAGCGGUGCCUUGUACCAGAAGAGCUCUGUGUGUGUGCCUUCCCUUCUGGCCCUCUGUGACUCCUCCCCACCUGAUGCUGCCUCAUCCUGUGACAAGCGGGCUCAGCUCGCCGUGUUGAUGCUCUCCUGCCAGCUGCCGGGAGACCCGGCUGCCUGGAAGAAGCAGGUUUUGCAGGUGAAGCUCCGUGAGAAGUGUGUUUUGCCCUGGUCUGGAGUUAGUAGAUGUGAAGGGGGGCAGCUCUGAUCGUUUACCAGCCUUGAGCAUCCUGAAUGAGUGGUCAAGGCAGGAAGAGAAAUGGUCUUGAUGACCUGGCUCAUCAAACAUCUCUGCCACCGAAGAAGCCCUUUCACUGACUUGACCUCCUGGUGACACAACAGCAUUUCCCAAUGGGGAAACAGCUGAUUUAUAGGACCACAUACCCUGAACAAGGAAGGUACGAAGCUUUCCCAAAGCAAGAGCCUGCCUAUAGCUUUUUCUAGAGUCCAGCUGGGUGUUGUAUCCUCCCUGUGGCUGGAAAGUAUAGUGGGGGGAUACGUCCCAGCAAUUACUUUUGCCCCUAAAGGGCUGGUAAUUAGGGCUCUGAUUAAUCCCCAUUUAGACUAGUGAAGGACCAACUUUUUGUGUUGGUCCUGUAGCGCUCACACUAAGAAAGAAACAUCUAGAGACUUGUGACUACCAUCAUAACACUGUGGUUGCAAAGUGGGAGGCUGAUCCCAGGUGGGUUUGCGCUGUUGUUCUGAAGAAGACAACAUUCUACAUCUACGUCCGGUUUUAUGUUCUACUCUGCCAGCUAUUCACAAGAAGCUCUUAGAUAAUUGUACUGCCUUGCUGUGCCUUGGUUUCCCCAUAUGUCAAACAGGGAUGACACUGACGCUGACCUUGGCCUUGGUACGUACUUGGAGGGCACCAGACAAAAAGCACUGCAGGAGUGUUACCUGGUCCCUGUGUCCUCUUCCACUCAAUCAGAACAAGAGGGAGGGGAGAGAGGCUGUUGGGGGUCAUUGUGGAUCCCUGUACCUCCUGGUGAAAAGCCUUCACAAUGUGCCUUUUUGCCUAAAAUAUUGGAAUUUUUGACAAAAAUAUUUGGUCACAAUUAUUUUUGUAUUGAUCACUUAAGCGGGGAGAAGGGAAAGGUAUUUUAAUAUUGCAACAUGAAGUAAAACACACUUGAAAUGAUUUUUUUAAAACCAAUUAUUUAUCAUUUGUAAGGUAAAAUAAACUGAUUUUUAUAAAGCA